AAAAACCUUUUGUGUGAAGUAAAUUUUGUUUCCAAUUACAAAAGAAAAUUAAAAAAAAAUUAUUCCAAAUAAAAUUAAUACUAACCACACCAUCCCUCCAGCACGUAUUUCUUUCUUUCCCCCAAAAAAAAAGUAAGAAAUGAAAAUAUAACAAAAAAAACUUAUAAAAGAAAAAGCAUAAUAAAGAAAAGUAAUAAACGUGGGUAACACCCUCAUUCUGCUGCAAAAAAAAAACUCUAAAAAAUGACAUCAAAAUCAAAUGGAUCUUACCUACCAGUUCCAGAAAUUCGUGAAGAUACUAUAUUACAACAUUCUUAUAAAUCCAAUGUAAACAAAGAAGAUCCCUUUCGAAUGAAACCACCAAAACUAAAACCACGUUAUCAUGAUUUCAAUCUAAAUCGCAGUCAAAACUCUUUAUCCGCCCAUGCCAUAUCAUUCAAAGAAGCCAGUGGCUUAAUUGUGAGUGAUUCUUUGCUAUCUCCUGUUUAUAAUCGAAGUUCUGAAGAAACUUAUUUCGAACAAUGUUUUACAAAAAUCUCAAAAAUUGGUGAGGGAUCCUUCGGAGAGGUUUUUAAAGUCCGUUCAAAAGAAGAUGGUCUUUUGUAUGCUGUAAAAAAGUCGAAACAGUUUUUCCGUAGUGAAAACUAUCGCCACGAACGUUUGGAAGAAGUCAAACGUUACGAACAGUUUUCCGACCACGAAAACUGUGUUCGUUUGUAUAAAGCUUGGGAACAAGACGAUAGAUUGUAUAUGCAAAUGGAAUUGUGUCAAGAAUCACUUGAUCAUUAUUUGGGGGUAAAAAAGAGAAUUCCUGAAGAAAAAAUCUGGUCAAUUUUACUCGAUUUGUUGUUGGCUGUUAAAAGUCUUCAUGAUAAGAAUUUAAUACAUUUGGAUAUUAAAUUGGAUAAUGUUUUAAUUGGAGAUGAUGGGAUAUGUAAAUUAGCUGAUUUUGGACUUGUUAUUGAUGUGGAUCGAGCAAAUCGUCAUGAAGCUACAGAAGGUGACUCUCGUUAUAUUGCUCCAGAAUUAAUGCAGGGACAUUUUUCUAGAGCAGCUGAUAUAUUUAGUUUGGGCAUUGCUAUGUUGGAGUUAUCGUCUUAUAUUGAAUUACCACCAAAUGGACCGUUAUGGCAAGAGUUAAGGAGUGGAAUUUUGCCAGAGGAUUUUAUUAAACCAAUAUCACCAGAACUGAAACAAAUGAUCAAAUCAAUGAUGACACCAGAUGCAAUGGCCAGGCCAACAGUAGAUGAAUUGCUUCGCAAUAGAAAAUUAGUUAAUCUCCUUCAAAGACGACGAAGGUGGGAUCUCAUUAGGAAAGUUAAACAAUCAUAUCGAAAGUCCAGACGUGCCGUUUGGUCAAAAUUGUGCAAUUUUAGAAAUUUUAUCUGCAGAUUUUUGUUUUCGUUGAUAACGAAUUUAAAAUUAAAAGAACCACCAACAACAGAUAUAAGAACAACAACAACAACAACGACGACAGGAAGAGGAGAUAAUAAUUUGGCAAAUAUGGAUAAUAGCUUUGCUGUAGAGAAUUCAUUUGAAAUUUCUUACAAUCAAGCAACGCCCACACACUUCGGUGAUGCUGCAAUGAAAAUUGUCAAUUCAACGCCAUUAAAUCAUCAUCAUCAGAGUUUUCGAUCGCGUAAAGAUCUCACAAAGACUAGUUUUAGACUUGAUUCAACCGAUACCAAACAAGAAAGCAGCAAUAUUUUGAGCUUCGAAGACUACGACAUAGCCCCGCACAGUGUCUCUUUGGUGAGAAACCAAUUGGAUGUAUCUUCGUUGAGAGGAAAAAAAUUAUUUUCAAAAGCAGAUGAUUCUGAUUCCGAUUGAAAAUAAAAAAUUUCAAUUUAACUAUGAGGAAAACUAUAUAAAAAAAAAGAAAAAAAAAAAACAAAAAAAAAUAUAUAUUUUUUAAAUUGAUAAAAAUAUAAAGUUAGUAUGUCACGUUUGUAUAUAAAAAUAAGUAUAAAUAUUUACCUAUUUACCAUAAAUCUGCUGUUUCUUUGUCUAUCUUAGAAUACACAAACUUAAUAAAAUCUGUCUCAAUUGUUUUCUAUUUUUUUUUAUACUUUAAUUAAAUUUUUUUUUAUCAAUUUUGUUAAUUGUGUAUUAAUUUGUAAGCAAAACUCAUGUUAAUCUUGUUGAAAUGGGUUCUAAAACAUUGAAAAAUUCAAAACUCAAAAAAGUCUUAAUUAUGAAAGAAGUCUUAUUAAACUAAAAACAAAUUAAAUAAAUGUUGCACUGUUUGUGAUAUAUAUGA
Episyrphus balteatus (marmalade hoverfly) is the source of this 2260-nucleotide messenger RNA. Its product is annotated as membrane-associated tyrosine- and threonine-specific cdc2-inhibitory kinase. Gene Ontology annotation, biological process: protein phosphorylation. Bases 244 to 1830 code for a protein of 528 amino acids. The record is from RefSeq and is a predicted model, not a curated record. Gene Ontology annotation, molecular function: ATP binding; protein kinase activity. NCBI's taxonomy places the organism in Eukaryota, Metazoa, Arthropoda, Insecta, Diptera, Syrphidae. The transcript is spliced from 6 exons.